UGCCCGCGUUACAAACGAAAACAAACGAGCGAAAAUCAAAGAUGGACGACAAAACAAAUCUCAACAUGUAGAUUUUUAUAACAAUAAUGCAAUGAUCGUUGUCGUUCUCGAAAAUGACAUUAAAAGGCAAUAAAAAAGAAAAGGUUGAAACAAUGGAGUGGAAAAAGUCGCUGCAAAAGUUUGUCGAGAGAAAGAAAAAAGACGUCCAGACUGAGGAUGAAAAGAAAGCGGAGGAGAUGCAGCUGUUCACAGAACUGUAUCAUGACUGGAAAGGUGUGGCACACAACCAUCCCACCCUCAAACUGCCCCGGCUGUAUGACAAAUUACCUUCAGAAGAGGAGCCCCUUUUAUUGAAGCUUCGAGAAGAGUCGAGAGCCGUGUUCCUGCAGAGGCGGAGUCGAGAACUCCUUGACAACGAUGAGUUACAGCGUCUGUGGUUUCUGCUAGACCAGUUUCACACGCCCCCAGUGGUUGGGGAUGACCAGAUGAUCAACUUUGAGGACUUUCAGAAGGUUGCUUUGGAGGCUGGUCCCAAAUGCCAACAGUUUUUCAAGCCAAGUGUGUUCACAAAGUUGUUGCAGACCGAUCCCUAUGGCAGAAUAUCGAUCAUGCAGUUCUUCAAUUACGUGAUGCGUAAAGUCUGGCUUCACCAGACUCGUAUAGGGCUGUCCUUGUAUGAUGUCGCGGGCCAGGGAUAUUUGAAAGAAUCUGACCUAGAAAAUUAUAUUUUAGAAUUAAUUCCCACAUUACCUCAGUUGAAUGGCUUGGAGAAGUCGUUCUACUCAUUCUACGUGUGUACAGCGGUACGCAAGUUCUUCUUCUUCCUGGAUCCCAUGAGGAAGGGCAAGAUUAAGAUACAGGACAUCCUCGCGUGCAGUUUUCUUGACGACCUACUUGAGCUACGAGAUGAGGACCUGUCUAAGGAGAUGCAGGAGUCCAACUGGUUCUCCGCCCCGUCAGCAUUGCGUGUGUAUGGACAGUACCUGAACCUGGACAAGGACCACAAUGGCAUGCUGAGCAAGGAUGAACUAGCCAGAUACGGUACUGGCACCCUGACAGACGUGUUUCUGGAUAGAGUCUUCCAGGAAUGCCUCACAUACGAGGGAGAAAUGGAUUACAAGACGUACCUUGACUUUGUGUUGGCCCUGGAGAACAGAAAGGAGCCGGAAGCACUGCGCUAUCUCUUCAGAAUUCUAGAUGUGCAACAAAGAGGCCACCUCAAUGUCUUCGCUUUGAACUACUUCUUUAGGGCUAUUCAGGAGCAGAUGCGUAUCCACGGCCAAGAGCCUGUGUCCUUUCAGGACGUGAAGGACGAGAUAUUUGACAUGGUCAAGCCAGCAGACCCUCUCAGACUCACCUUGGAUGACCUUGUAGCUUGUGGCAAAGGAGACACAGUAGUGAGCAUCCUAAUUGACCUGAAUGAUUUCUGGACCUAUGAGAACAGAGAAUAUCUAGUCCCAGAGACCACAGAGGAGGUUGAAAUCUAGUACAUCAUACUAACAAGCCUCGCUCAGGGGAAAAUAGGGUUUAAUGCAUGUGCAUAAGUGUUGUCCCAGAUCAGCCUGUGCAGUCAGCACAGGCUAAUCAGCAGGGACGACACUUUCCACUGUUAUGGAAUUUUUUGUUUCAAGGAAGUUUCACGUAAACAAAAAUCCAGUCAAGGCUGAAAGUGUUGUCCUUGAUUAGCUUGUGAGGAUUGCACAGGCUCAUCCGGGACGACACUUUAUGCACAGGCUCAAAUGUAGUCCACUGAUGGAAAGGGGUCAACAUCUAGAACAUCACACAUUCAUAGUCAUUCUUUAUAAUAUAUAGUUACAAUGGGUAGUGUGAGUAUUAUUUCCUAAGAAAAUUGAUUUGGUAAUCUUAUUGCAUAUGUUAAAAUGAUCAGUGUUCAUUGGUUAAUGGCAUUCACUUACUGAUAAUUUUGAACGGACACAUUUGACUAUGAUAUGAUUCAAUCACAAACUGUUGGUGUUUGCACGAAUUGUGAAACAGUAUUUCAGUAUAAGGAAACAUACAACAUAUUAAAAUAAAUACAGAAAAGAACACCAAUCUGUAAGAUAUAUUUGACAAUAGAAAAUGGAUUAUUUGGUAGAUAUAGAUUAGAUGAUUUUUGUAUUGACUUUCAUUUUAAAUAAAUGAGCAGCUAUGAUUUGUUAUAGUAUAUUUGCAAGUUGAUUAGUUCAAAACUUGUGAAACGACAUGUUGUAUUUCUGGGAAUUUAGGGACAAUUUUAUGCAGCAUCAUUAGUAAAUAUUUAGGUUUAAUUUUGGUUGUACUUAGUAUUUUCACUGCCAGUUUUUCUGGAAAUGUGAAAAUGUUUAGCAUUAUUUUACGUUUAAAUAGAAUAUUCCAUUCUACCAGUAGGUUUUGUAGUUCAGGCUUAGAACAUUGUUAGAAACCAUGGGGUGUUGCAAAAUAAUUCCCAAAAAUGUAUAUUAGCUUUGAAUGAAUGUAAAUGUAGUAUAAUGUUUGUAAUUCAUAUGGUUUCAUGAGUAUUUCCAAAUGUUAAUAUUUUAUUAUAACUUAAUGAGUAUAGUGCUGCUCAUAUGUUAAGGACUGUGUUCUAAUUUGUAUGCCCCCUUUCUAAGAAAAGGGGUUAUAUUGUUUUCUCACUGUCCGUCAGUCUGUCACACUUUUUGUGUCCGCUCUCUAAUUCAAAUAGUUUUCAUCCGAUCUUUACGAAACUUGGUCAGAAAUUGUAUCUAGACAAUAUCUAGGUUAAGUUUGUAUGGAUCAUAUUGGGUCAAAAACUAGGUCACGGGGUCGAAACAACAAAUCCAAGGGAAGUAAUAAGCUUUAAAUGGACAUAAUUAUCUGACCUGCCAAAUGAUAUAUUUUUGUUCAAUAAAUCAAAGCGGCGCAGUAGGCGGCAUUGUGUUUCUGACAAACACAUGGUGGUAAAAAGUCAAGGUCAUCCUUCAAGGACUUGGGUCAAAAAUACAAAUCCAAGGGAAGUAAUAAGCUUUAAAGGGAGAUAAUUAUUCAAUAUUGAACAUAGCAACUUGAUAUUUGGCAUGCAUGUGUAUCUCAUGGAGCUGCACAUUUUGAGUGAUGAAUCUACAGUCACGGUAGUGGCUUUUAAUUAUUUGCUACUAAAAAUAGAGAUUUGUUAGAGACAAGUAUUUUCAAGGGAAGUAAUUUAUAUAAUUAUAAAUCUCAGAUUAUAUAUUUCCUUACCAAGAAUUUAAGUUCUUUUCACAGUUACUGUACAGAUUUUUUAUUUUAAUUAUUUAUAACUCAAAUGAUUGAUUUGUCAAUCUUUUUUUUUAAAUUUAUUUUAAAGUGGCGCAGUAGGGGGCAUUGUGUUUCUGACGAACACAUCUCAUGUUUCAAUAUGAUUUAAUCAUUUACAGACAAGAUAUGCAUUUUGUAAAUUACAAAAAGAAUUAAAAAAAACAGUCCGUUAAAAAAAAAUCAUUAUACUUUGCAGAAACUGGUAUAAUUAAUGUAGAUUCAGCUAAUAAGAUAGUAUGAAAUUAAAACACAUUGAUUUGUGUACAUGUAGUUGUAUUUUAUUUUAAAAUUGUAAAGGUUAAACUUAUUUAAUUACCAUUGUUUAACAUCACUGUAUUGUUAAUACAUAUAUUUUGUACAUGUGGUUUAACUGUAGAACUUGAUUUUUACGAUACAAACUUUGUUAUAAUAUGUAAAGUGGGAAGUAUGAUUACAAAUAUACCGAAUGUUUUACCUGUAACUUAAAAUUGUACAUUUAUGUCAUAAAUAAUUGGACCAGAAUGUGAUUACAGAAGACUAUAUUUUCAUGUAAUGUAUACCUGUAGUUUCACUGACUUCUGACAUCUUUAAAUUAGUUUAACCUUGUUAACAUAAAUGGUGCCAGGCUUGGCUAGGUCAGUUGGUAGAGCGCUGGACUGUUUAUUUAAGAAUCGUGACUUUGAAUCCAUAACUUGUGUGAAUAUUGGUCUUGAAAUUAUAGUCAGUCUCCCCCACCAUUUGAGAGUUGCCCUGGUGUAAUGGAUAUGGUGUCUUCCUAGCGACCGAGAGGUCACGGGUUCCAUCCCCACUGUGGGAGCAUUCUUUAGAUCUCCCACAGAGACACCAAGUACUGGUUCUAGGCCCAGGAAACGGACUUACACGCGUUUCAAAUACGUAAAGAAUAGUUUAAAUGCAAUCGAGCUAAAAUAAAAUAGGUUUAAACUAAACUAUGUGCGAGUCUGUCAACUUAAUGCCUUGAUAUGACUUUAGUACUUUUAAACAUGGCAAAGCAAAAAAUCUAACAAACACAAACUAAAUGCUACCUGACACUGUUUACACUACAUGUUGACAUGCAUUUUAACACUAAAAUUACACAUUUGAAGUUUAAAAGGCACACUUGUGUUUGUCUUUAAACACAGUGAUGUUAGUGUAAAAUGUUUGAAAGUAUAUACUCAGAUACUGUCUUGCUUGCUGAUUCUAUGUAUGGACAUUCCUGUAUCAUCCAGAGCUUUGUGAUAUCUGAAUCGCCGUCCAAAGAAAUCAUGUUCACCAUUCUAUGCAUUUAUUGUAUGAUUUAUUGUAUGAUUGUUCUAUUAAUGCUGUCAGAUGAGUGGAACGAGUAUUGUUCAUGUGUAUGUUGAAACUUUUUGGCAUUACACUAAUAUGUUUCAUAGUUAAGGGAUGGUUUUUAGUUUUUUAUUUGACUAUUUUUUUAUGAACUUAUAUUAUGGUAUGUUUACUUAGGCAAAAUAGUGUGAUUUAUAGACAUAGGAUAGAAUACAGUUUCUUGUUAGAAUGGAAUGAAGUUUCUAGUUAAGACCAACACAAAAAUAUGCAGACUCGUGCUGUAUAUCGUUUUGUUUAAACACACCAUACUUUUGAAUUUCUUUGUUUUGGUUAAUCAAGUUUGUGUAAUAAUUGAUUAUUGAAUUUCAGUCACCAAUUCACAGGUUUCACUUGAAUCAUUUGUGUGUUUACUGAUAAGUAUGGAAUGACAGUUACAAUAUGUUGAGUAAGGUCUUCAAAUAAUGGCAAGGGUCUAUAUUUAUACAGAUUUGUGUGCUUUAACUGAUAUAAGUUUAAAAUAAACACAACAUACAUGUAUUAAUGCUUACUUGCAUUAUUAUCCAUAUAAGCCUGUGCAUGACUAAUACUAAAUAUUUUAUACACUUGCGGUUUAUAUAACAACAUCUUUAUCAUAAUCUUCAGACAAUUUAUCUUCUUUUUUAUCUGUAAAAUUCCCAACUUUAUCCUCAAUGGUUUAUUAAAAUUCUAUGAAUACCAUCCUAUGCAUGAGUAUCCCAUAUUAUGUUGUCAUGUUCAAAAUCACAUGUCAGAUAUCACAUGCCCAUACAUAUUACAUAUUUGUCCAAUUCCGUUUAGUUUCGUAUCUGUCCUCACUUUAGAUUUCUGCAAUCUGAACUACCUAGUUCAACUCAAAACUGCCUUUUUCUGUACUUAUUUUCACCUUUAUAAGUGUCUUUGUCUGUGUAUACAUGUGUGUUUUGUCACUGAACAGUUUGCAUUUAAUAUUUGUGAAUAAAUUAAUUUUCUUGUAUAAA
Messenger RNA from Dreissena polymorpha, 5498 nucleotides. RefSeq names its product serine/threonine-protein phosphatase 2A regulatory subunit B'' subunit gamma-like. The record is from RefSeq and is a predicted model, not a curated record. The coding region runs from base 114 to 1487 and encodes 457 amino acids. Gene Ontology annotation, biological process: cortical cytoskeleton organization; T cell homeostasis; microtubule cytoskeleton organization. Gene Ontology annotation, cellular component: spindle; centrosome. The transcript is spliced from 12 exons. NCBI's taxonomy places the organism in Eukaryota, Metazoa, Mollusca, Bivalvia, Myida, Dreissenidae.